Molecule: messenger RNA, 1833 nt
Organism: Phalaenopsis equestris
Lineage: Eukaryota; Viridiplantae; Streptophyta; Magnoliopsida; Asparagales; Orchidaceae
Product: NEDD8-activating enzyme E1 catalytic subunit
Exons: 9
Coding region: 147-1502 (451 amino acids)
Biological process (GO): protein neddylation
Cellular component (GO): cytoplasm; nucleus
Molecular function (GO): NEDD8 activating enzyme activity
Source: RefSeq, a predicted model, not a curated record
GAAUAUUGGUUCGUUCUUCUCACCGGAGAUUUCAUUGAGGCCGAAAAAGCAGGCAAAGAGCUUCGCUACCCCGUGCUUCCCAUACCAUUUCCCCCCACUGUUCUCGGAGGGUUUUAGCCCUCUACAGAGGGCGGAGGAAGUAUCCAAUGGCAAACUCCUUCGCCGAGCCGGCGAGAUGGAGGGAUCUUGACAAACUCCUUGCCCGCCCUGGCAACAUCGUUGGUCCCGGCUUCGAGCCGAGUCCUCAGCUUCGACAGGAGAUUGGGGAAUUUGUAAGAAUUUUGGUGGUGGGAGCCGGUGGGCUCGGCUGCGAACUCCUAAAGGACCUCGCUCUUGCUGGAUUUCCUAAAAUCGACGUCAUCGAUAUGGAUACUAUAGAGGUCUCCAACCUCAACCGCCAGUUUCUCUUCAGGCUUCAGGAUGUUGGCAAGUCGAAGGCUGAGGUUGCUGCUAAGCGGGUGAUGGAGAGAGUUUCUGGUGUGAAUAUCACACCUCAUUUCUGUAGAAUCGAGGACAAGGAGAUAGAUUUUUAUAGUGAUUUCAACAUUAUCGUUCUUGGCCUUGAUUCUAUUGAGGCUAGAAGCUACAUUAAUUCUGUGGCUUGUAGUUUCCUAGAAUAUGAUGCUGAGGAUAACCCAAUACCUGAAACUCUCAAGCCCAUGGUAGAUGGUGGAACUGAAGGUUUUAAAGGCCAUGCUAGAGUAAUUUUGCCAGGGAUGACGCCUUGUUUUGAGUGCAACAUUUGGCUUUUUCCUCCACAAGUCAAGUUUCCGUUAUGCACUCUUGCAGAAACCCCAAGGACUCCUGCACAUUGUAUUGAAUAUGCUCAUUUGAUCAAAUGGGAUGAGGUACAUAGUGGAAAAACAUUUGACCCCGAUGAUCCAGAACAUAUGCAAUGGGUUUACAAAGAAGCUGUCAAGAGAGCUGAGCUUUUUGGCAUUGCUGGUGUCACCUAUUCCUUAACCCAGGGCGUAGUGAAGAAUAUUAUUCCAGCUAUUGCUUCUACAAAUGCAAUCAUUUCUGCUAGCUGUGCUCUGGAGGCCUUAAAGAUUGUAUCUGGGUGUAGUAAAACAUUAUCCAAUUACAUGACGUAUAACGGUGUUGAAGGAACACAUAUUAAAGUGACUGAUUUUGUCAGGGAAAAGGACUGCCUUGUGUGUGGUCCUGGCACCCCCAUUGAAUUAAACACUUCAGCCACUGUUUCGCAGUUCAUCAAAAUUGUGGGAGAACAUCCUAAACUUCUUCUGUCGAAACCAAGCAUCACACAUCGUGGAAAUAAUAUCUACAUGCAGUCCCCUCCAGUUCUGGAAGAAAUGACGAGAUCAAAUCUUCAACUUCCCCUCUAUGAUCUUAUGGGUAAAGUUCCAAAGGAUACUGUUCAUGUAAGCGGCAUGGCUGACAACAAUGGCAAGAAGACAUCUUCCCUAAGGAAACUCUGCGUUCUUUUUAAAGGGAUCGCAGCCGAUGGAGCUACGGAGAUGGAUACAGGAGGUAAUGUCUGAGUGUUAUUUUAUGCACAACCUAUAUAGAUUCAACGGCAAGCUUUGAGUGAUGUGCAAUUGUUGUUUUAGGCCCUAUAGGUUCUCUUCAAUUUUUCAUUGAGAUGACAUUUUUGAACAUGUUAGUUCUUGGAAUGUUUGCCAAGUUUUAAGUUCACCGCAUUAAGAAGCCUCCAUGUAAUCGAGUGUUUCAUGUUAUAGAGUGGGCUAUUGGUGCAUGAUGCUUGAUAUUAAAAUGUUUUGGUUUAGGGGAAGUGAUAAUUGAUAUGCAUGACUUUGAAUCAUAGUCUCACAUCAAAUAGUUGAUAAUAUAUUGUUGUAGAAGUAUUGAGUG